Odontomachus brunneus is the source of this 6539-nucleotide messenger RNA. RefSeq lists its product as uncharacterized. Bases 2873 to 4465 code for a protein of 530 amino acids. Lineage: Eukaryota; Metazoa; Arthropoda; Insecta; Hymenoptera; Formicidae. The transcript has 5 exons. The record is from RefSeq and is a predicted model, not a curated record.
GAGAGAGCGAGAGAGCGAGAGAGAGAGAUAGUGGCGCAAUAUCGCGGUCGCAAUUUUUCACUUAGAUCUCGCCGCGUUUCCGGUCGCGUGAACACGAUGAUGUCAACCGAUGGCGCCUAUGCACUCCCGCGAAAUUGUGGGAGCAUUUCUGGAAACGGCAUGAGUAACGCGCGCCGGUCCGAUCGCUUCUUGUGAAUCACCGUCAUUCCGACCACAGAGCCGAUGAAAUCACGUAAUCAUCGAGUGACAUCCUCUUUAAAUUACUUGAAGUGACAUUCCACUCGAAAAACAGAGUGACUAGCGAAUAACUCGAAUUUAUGUAAUUUCUCGCUCACAUAUAGAGUUCUCUGAAUAGUCGAGUGAAUAUUUCCACUCAAGGUCGAGGAGCAAUCUGAUAUAUUCCAUCGUCACACAGAAACAUAUUCACUCUGAUUGAUUGAAACAUUUACUCGUGUAAAGUCAGAAUUCACUCUUUUGAGUGAAACAUUCACUCUUGAGAUUGAGUUUGAGUGAAACGUUCACUCUUGAGAUUUCCAGUGGCAGUAGCCAGAUGGACAAAUGUACAGGACAAAAGACGAAAAGAAAUUUUAAAAAUAAUGCUUGAACUCGCGAAAAUUGGUCUCCAAAAAUCGGCCGCGCAUAUCUCGUCGAAUACACAGAAAAAAGAAUAUUCUUAUUUGGAGAAUUGUUUCUCUUUAUUGUUGACGUUUUUAAAAUUAAUGUUAAAAUGAGAUUACAUCGAUUUUAUUCGUUUUGAAUGAAAUUCCACCCUGAGAAAUUUAAAGAGUUGUUUCUACGCGAAUCUACUUUUGUUCUUUAAACGUCAGUGAAUAUUUAUUUUAUCAUCAUUAUUUAGUUAGCCCGAAAAUUUCGUUGGAUUUUUCAUAAAUCGGUCUGCUUUUACGAUAAAGGUGUACGAGUUCUGUCAAGAUCUUGGCAAAGGGUCAUAGACAAUGACGGCGAUUACUUGACGAAUAAGUUGUUUCCAUCCGAUGUGAUCAGAUUAAAUUUGUUUCAAGAAUCGAGCCGAACUCUUAGACUGCCCUAAUAAACAAAUAAUUUGCGUUUAUUAGAUCGAAUACGAGUCAAACGUGCGUUCACGAUUUCCUGCCGUUAACAAGACAGAAUUACAACGUCAUAGAUAAUUUCCGGAGCGAUUCGAAUCCAAUCUUUCCGCCGAGAACGCUAACAGUUUUCGCGCGGAACGGCCGAUUUCUUCGAAGCGCAGCGGGAACCAAUCCGGAUGCUGUGUAUAUUAUUUCGUGACUCAUGUCGGGAGCUCUCUCUGGAAGACACGACGCGGCUGGACGUGUCAAGAGUCGUCUCGCGAUCUCGCCCGGGACUAAUUAUCGCGGCUGGACGUGAAUUAGGGACGUAAACCUAAACGACGUCACCGCCGCCGCCGCGAUCAUAAGAGCGCGGAGCCGACGCUGACAUUAUCGGCGCCCCCGAUCUUCUCGCCUCUCCUCUCCUCUCUUUACUCUCGCGAGACACGCGAGAGAAACAUAAAGUCGGCCUCUUCACGCUUCACCAACGAGGCGACGCUCGUUAUCUCGCGUCGCUCAAACGAGCGUCGCCCCGACAUUUGCAUCCGACAUUGGCGUACGAUCGCGCCUCUGAAAGUGCAGCACAGAUGAAGGGGAACCGCUUUGAUGUCUCAUUUAAUCAAUCGAGUUAUGGAUAUCUACUAUACUAGAGAGAGGAUGUCUCAGCUCGAUUUCACAGUUUCUCGUGAGGACGACGCCACUACAGCUCAUCUGCCAUAUCAUAGUGAUCAUUCGCAUAAAUUUUCUGCAAUGAAUAUCUCGAUCAUUAUUGCGAUUUUUGCAAAACGUGUUGGACUUUUUUGUUUAUCUCAAUCCGUCUUACGUCCUCACGAGAGAUUGUGGAUUGUGAGCUAAGACAUCUCGUAUAUAUGAAAUAGAAUGUCUGUUUGUUCCCUACACACUCGUAAACCCGUUAGACUGAGCUGGACCAAAGUUUGCGUGAUUACUUGUUAGAACCAUGAGAAAAAUAUAAGUUACAUAAAACCUCCACUCCUAUCUCCUUCUGAUUUCGUCCCCUUGACACUUUAUGAUAAAUCGGCCAACACUGGGUAGUUUUAACUAGUAUGGAAUACCUUCAAGUUAAACGACCAAACUUCUUAAUUUGAACGGCUAAACUGACAUGUUCUAUGAGUAGAAAUGAUGGAAAAUUAAAGAAAUUUUUAAAAACUUUAAAUUUUAAAUAUUAUAAAGAAAAGGUAAAAAAAGAAGUAUGCUCUAAGAAAAAAAUACUUGAAAAUUUACUUGUAGGAUACAUUUUACUUCCGUGAAAUAAAGUUUGUUUCUGUGAAUAAAUCCCGGCUUAAAUAGUUUAGCAGAGAUUCGAAAUAUCUCGGUUCGAAUCCCGGCUUAUUAAUUUAACUAAUACUCGAAACACUUCCAAUUCCAAUAGUUUAGAGAAGACUCGAAACACUUUGGUUCGAAUGCCGGCUAUAAGUUUAGAGGGAGCUCGAAACACUUCGGUUCGAAUCUCGGCUUAAUACUUUAGCGGAGACUCGAAACAUCUUGGUUCGAAUCCCGGGUUUAUAUCCCACAGAUCAAUGUUCAAGUUUUUCUUCUGAGUGUAUAAAAGAAACUUGACAAGAUACGACAAUAAAAAAAGAACAACUAAUUAAAAUGACGUAAAUAAACUUAAGGAAUCUCUGGUUAGUCUCUACAAGUUAUGUGAAUUGUUGCACUUUAAAAAGUCCAACGCCUCGACCAAAUCGUUAUCAGCGCUCGCAUCGUCAUUCUUCACUCACCUGAACUCGCCCCUCGAGUGACACUUCACGCAGUUUACGAGCCCGCUUGGCCCUUCGCGAGGUUAACAUACUCGGAAUAAUGAGAUUAUGAGGAAGGCCGAGCUCAGGACGUUGCAGAUCGAGGUGAACACCGAGCAGGAAUGGCGACAGCUGUUGGACCGCGCGGGUCUCAUCGUCGUGGACGUUUACUCGGACUGGUGCGGUCCCUGUGCCGCCAUGGUGAACACCUUGAGGAAGAUCAAGAUAGAGAUGGGCGACGACGCGGUGGACUACGUGGUCGCGCGAAACGACGACAUCAACGACCUCGCGAGAUUUAGGGGCAGAAGCGAACCUGUCUGGAUGUUCCUGCAGGACGGCAAGAUGGUGAACCUGAUGUUCGGCGCGCACUGCCCGCGCUUGCGGAAGUUGUUGCACGAGGAAAUAAGAAGAGUGCGACAUUCGGAGGCUCCGAAAUGGCGGCUGGACGUGGGCGAACGGGCCCCAGAAGAGGAAAUCCGCUGGCAAAAGCAAGAAGGCGUCAGGAAAGCGCUGGAGCAGAAGAAACGGGCGAAAGAAGAUGCCGAGAGGCGAGAGAAAUACGAGCGAUUCAUGGCGCACAUGGUCGUCGAGCUGUGCGAGGAGACCGCGCUCGUGCUUUAUCCGUGGGUCUUCAAGGACGAGAACGGCAGACCCAGAGACAAGUUGCUGAGUCCGCCGUACAUGGAGCUCGUGCAGGACCUCUUCAGGCAGUGCUACGACGUGCAGGAAGAGCUGCGAGUCGAGUUGAGCGAGGACACAAUCGAGAGGAUGUUCGUCGAGAGUGGCGUCGACGUCACCGAGGAAUUGAUAAAAGGACUGACCGAUGGCAAGUGCAUGGCCAUGAGGCUGAGGGGCAAACCGCCACACCCGGACUGGCCGGUGCGUUACCCUUACGAGGAUUCGGAGCCGUCGGUUAAGCAGCCGAUUCGCGCGAUCGACGACGUGGAGAAUUAUCUCAUCAGCAUUAUCACGACGGAACCACCGCCUCUGUUGCCAGUUGCAACUGGCGUACCUACGACCAGGCCGACCUACGACGCGUCUUACGUCGAAAGGCAUGUGUACGUGCACGAGCCGGAUCCGGAAAUCGAAGACGACGUGCGUCGAAUGCACCCCGCUGCUUGGGUGCCUCCUCAGGCCAGAAGCAAGGUUCACGUGUUCAAGACUCUGUUCGCGGCGUACGUGGAGAAGGCUCAUCCUUACGUGGAACCGGCGACUCCUCUGCCUCUGUGCGCCUUCAAGUUCGAGGCGUCCAAGUUUGGCGUCGUGCGAGACGCGCACGCGUUGCACAGCAACGCCGUCGAGCACUUCGGCGCCUUCGAAUUCGAUCGACCGCCUCACGCGAGACGCCUCGCGUCUUCGCCCGACGACUUCGAAAAGAAGGUGAAGUAUAAAACUGGCACCGAGGUGUUCGUACUAAUCAUUCGGAGGAUCAACGAGGAAACCUUCCUGGCUUUCGCCGGCAUCCAGCCGUCCUUCGUCACGGAAGUCGACGAUGUAGCUCAACACAUGAUAACGGAAUACUUCCCCGAAGGAGCCGAGGAUGUGAUACCAUUAGCACCAUAUGAAAAAGAAGCUCUUUACGAGGAAGAGGAAGAAGGUUAUGAAGAGGAAGAAGAGGAGGAGAAAGAAUUUGAAGAGGAUAUCGACUAUUCUUUCUAUUGACCUAAGGAGAUCCAAUAAUAUGAUCCUAUAGUUUCUCUUAAAAGUAAUCGAUUUCUGACAGAGAAAUCGCAGGAGAGGGAAGCGCGUAGUUACGAAAAAUUGUGAAAAUGUUCGCCAUAUGGAAUGACUCCGCGUUUCGCGACAUUUACAUUCUCCGCGUGUUUUGGCCGCGAUGCUUUGACUGCUCUUUCUGUGCUUAGCAACGCGUUUGCGUAAGUUUGGCGUAUUACCAAGCCAGCUCGUGGAAGUUAUAAACGCAGCCAUUCCGUUGCCAAUUUUAAUUCUGCUUAAGCCGCACUAAAAUACUCCACGAAAAGUCCUAGAGGAUAACCCGAUCAAAUUCCGUCGCUGCGAAAAAUUUCUCACGCCUAGGAAACCUCCACUGUGAUGAAUUGAAGUCUAGAACUUGUAUUUUUUUCAGAAUUAUUUAAACUUUUAUUUCGCAGUUUUUAUCGUGACUCUGAUAUUAUCUAAAAUAUCAAACAGCAUUCAAGUCAGUUUAAUUCAGUUUAGUCUUUAAUUCUCUUUCGUUUUUAAUUGAAGUUUUGCAAAAAUAUAUCCUCUAAUACAACAAAGUCCUGAACUUACAUUUUCUUAGGAUUACUGAAACUUUUAUUUCGAAUUCUUUAUCGUGACACUCUGACAUUACCUGAAAUAUCAGCACUCAAGUCAGUUCAAUUCAGCUUUGAAUCCUCUGUGAUUUUUAAUUGAACUGUUACGAAAACAUGAGCAUGUAUUCGCGUUUAAUUAAAAGCGCGCUUUAAUCACAGUAAUCCGAUAUUCAAUUUCGCGCAAAAGAGUGUGUCGCAACAAGUUCGUGGAUUAUUUACAUUACAUCGCAGCUUGAUCGUAACGUUAUGAAAGACGCAGUUUCUUAGCGAAAAGCGGAAUGGUAGAUUUCAAGCGAGCCCUUUCGCCAGAUUCUUCUUCGGAUUGAAAAAAAAGCUCUUAUACCUCCAUCAUUAGUUACAAUCAAAUUGCUCGUAAAUGCCGAGAGUCGUGUUUGCGCAAUCUUUCUCCCGCGUAAUCUUGCAAAUUUGAUCGCGCCAGUAGCGAAAAUAAAUGUCGCUACGCUGACGAGAAGAAUAACUCCUCGGCGAUCGAGAACAAAAUUGCCGUAUCUCGUCCCCUUCCCUCGACUCUAAUUUCCGAUUAAUCCCGUCGGUAAACGGCGCCGGGACCUAAUUCCCGCGCGUUAUUGACUUUUCCGUCGCUUUUACGGCCUUCGCUGCUCUUACACGCCUUCUUUCCUAGAACGCAAAACGAUAAACUCGGCCGGGUCAUUCUCGUGAUAAAAUCGCGCCGUAAAGCGCGGCGAGAGAAAUGGAAUCGCGUUUCCCUCGUGAUUGAUUUGUUUCACACUUUGUCGCGAAUUUACGAUUAUUAUGCCGCGUUCCGACAUCAUUACUCGCGUCACGUGUAUUUCACUUGCCAUGAUACGACGCUUAAUACAAGCUGGACGAAAUGGAGACUCGAUUAAAUCGAUCUGCGAUCGAUACGACUCAGUCGUUCUCUAGUCGAAUUUCUCCAAUUAAUUUAAUUUUCAAUCUGCACGGGAGAUUCCCCGGGACACUCGUCGGCGCGGCUCACUCGUCUCUCUUAUUUCUCACGCGCCUAACACAAUUAUACGGUAUCUCGGGAGUUACGAGAGCGGAAGUGCGGUAGAUUAACUCGAUGGCAUUAUAAAUCUUACCUCGACAAUGUCAAGCUCGACAAGUCGACCUGGAAAGGACAAGACAGACUCCUUGUUCGUUUUUUUUUUUGUUUUUCAUUCUUAAUUUGCCAUCGUGGGAUCGCCGCAGUAACGCCGCGAGCGGUCAAUUGCUUAAACGUCGGUAAUUAUUGCAUAAGCAUUACAUAAGUAAACAGAUGGAUCGGGCAGGUGAGGAGAAGAGGUGAAGGGGCCGGAGAAGGAGGCAGGAAAAAAAGGCGCAAAUUGCUGACACAGGGAGCAAUUCACAUCCAUCACGCGUGUGUUACGUGUGAUUAACAAUCCUCUCGGCUCCUCCUUUUUCUCUCGUCACUAUCUCCCCCUCUCUCUCUUACUCAUUUACUCUCUCUCUCUCUUUCUCUC